AUGACUGCGAGAAGACGACCACCAAGAAGCACGAGUGCACCACCACCAAGAAGCACGACUGCGAGACGACCACCACCAAGAAGCACGGCUGCGAGACGACCACCACCAAGAAGCCCGAGUGCACCACUACCAAGAAGCCCGAGUGCACGACCAAGAUGCCCUGGGACGAUGACAAGAAGGAGUGCUACUGGAAGUGCUACAAGGUCUGCCCCAAGAAGCCCGACCACACCUCGACGACCACCAAGAAGCACAGCACUACCACCAAGAAGCACACCACGACCACCAAGCAUUGCCCCAGGCAGUAGUGCCUCCACGCCGACGGAGCACUAG
This is a messenger RNA of Acanthamoeba castellanii str. Neff, 330 nucleotides long. RefSeq lists its product as uncharacterized. The record is from RefSeq and is a predicted model, not a curated record. The transcript has a single exon. The coding region runs from base 1 to 330 and encodes 109 amino acids. Lineage: Eukaryota; Discosea; Longamoebia; Acanthamoebidae.